This is a messenger RNA of Eriocheir sinensis (Chinese mitten crab), 2523 nucleotides long. RefSeq lists its product as uncharacterized. The transcript is spliced from 4 exons. The coding region runs from base 123 to 1145 and encodes 340 amino acids. Gene Ontology annotation, cellular component: nucleus. NCBI's taxonomy places the organism in Eukaryota, Metazoa, Arthropoda, Malacostraca, Decapoda, Varunidae. The record is from RefSeq and is a predicted model, not a curated record.
CCAACACACCCUACCCUUCCCAGCCCCCCCCAACUCAUCCACCCCUGCCCCGCCAACUGUUGCUUCACUACAGGCUCCUCUCCCUGGACGUGACCUCGGCUGACCUGACCGCUCCUCUCACCAUGCCCUUUCCUCAAGAAGACGCAAACAGAAUGGGAUGGAAAAGACCGCGGAAACCAAACUUCACAGAGGCUGAGGUGUUGGCCAUGGUCACGGCCAUCCGGGAAAGAUACGAUCACCUCUAUGGAAGGUCGGCAAGGUAUUCCACCAAGGCUGCAGCGUGGAGCCAGGUUACCGAAGAGGUCAACGCCGUGGGAAGAGCUCAGCGCGACAUCGGUGAAAUUCGCACAAAAUUCAAACAUUAUAAAUCAGAUGUGAAAAAAAAGAGAGCUAAGGACCUUCAGUAUCAAAAAGAAACAGGUGGCGGCCAAUCACAAAGGCUGGUGUAUUCGGAGGCAGAGGAGACCACGCUAAGCCUCCUUCCCAAAACAGCCACCAUUGGUACUCCGGGUGCCCCCUGUGGCUUGCCUGGCCCCUGUGGUACUAGGCUAGACCAAGUAGCGCUGACACGGGAACACAACCAGGACGUACCGGUGGCUGAGGAGGAGGAGGAGGAGGAGGAGGUGAUGGCUGUGAAGGAUGAGGAGGAGGUGAUUGUGAAGGAGGAGGAGGAGGUGAUGGCCCUGAAGGAGGAGGAGGUGAUGGCCCUGAAGAAGGAGGAGGUGAUGGCUGUGGAGGAGGAGGAGGAGGAGGAGGAGGAGGAGUGGAGGCAGGCACAUCCCCGCAUCAUUGAAGUAGCGAACGGUCUUGCCGAGGCCCUGGAAGACCACUCCUAUAUGGCGUCUCAGGGCACACCAAGCCAGCCCUCCAGGCCCUCGCCAAGCCACCCCUACGCCCGCCCAGCCAGCCUCACCCCCACCCAUCAACGCCAGCCCGGCCUACACAGGAGAAGCAUCCGGGGAGCAUCAACGUCACACCGCACACGGGAUUUAGAAUUACUUAACCAAAUGUUCGAGGUUCACAAAUCACUCGCUAAUUCAGUUGAGAGAUUGAAUACCACAUUGGAGGAGGGGUUUGCUCAAGUGACUCAGGCCGCUGGGGAAAUUGCAACUGCCAUUCGGUAUGCUGCUGAUAAGGUGUCUUGAUAAUGUGCUGUGUUGAAGUGUGCUGGGGAGGGGCAGGUCUGUCUGAGUGAGGAAUGCAGUGUCCUCACCCUCUCUGAGCUAUCUUUCUCUCUCUUUCUCAAACUUUUGUCUCUCUUUCUCUCUGUUUUGUCUCUCUUUUGUCUCUCUUUUGUCUCUCUUUUGUCUCUCUUUCUCUCUCUUUUGUCUCUCUUUCUCUCUCUUUUGUCUCUCUUUCUCUCUCUUUUGUCUCUCUUUCUCUCUCUUUUGUCUCUCUUUCUCUCUCUUUUGUCUCUCUUUGUCUCUCUUUCUCUCUCUUUUGUCUCUCUCUCUCAUUGUAUUUUCUUACGUCUCACGGGUAGGAUGAGAAAGAACAGUUAUUUUUUUAUAAUGUUUAGUGACAAGCUUUGGACUAAUCACUGUGAUAUACAUGUGUUCCUUCACUGAAUAUAUUUGUGUAUUAUGUAUAUGUGUGAGAGUGUCCUAUGUGUCCCCUAUGUUAUAUUUGCAUGGGACGGCUGCAACACCUGUGAUAGGCUCAUCUUUUUAUCAUGUAUGCAAUUCUCAAAAACUGGACACUAUAGACAGGACAAGCUAUUUAGUGUACAAUAUUGAUGUUGGUUUUAUAUACAUUGUCUGGCUCUGGGUUACAAUGGGCAUAUCACGCAUUUUUGUGUUGGCUGUUGGGGGACGGGGGAGCUGGGUGUGCCGGGGAGGGAAGUCAAUCAUGUAUCAUUGUUGGUGUUGGUGUGUUGUGGUGACGAGCGAGUGUGUGUUUGUUUUCUGAAUGAGUCCGUUGUACCGCACUCUAAAAUCUGAUUGUGGUGUCAUCUGCCAUCCGGUAUAAUGAGAGAUCCCAUCCUUAUUUUCACGUCACGGAACCCAAAAUUUAGUAUCAUAGAGUGACUAACUGAAGCUUCUUAAGUGUGGAAAAGUACCAUUGAGGGCGAUGCAAAGCUGAACAGGUCACAGGAAGAAGAAGAAUGAUUAAUGAUAUCUUAGUUUUAUACAUUUGCUUUUAUAAUAAUGUAAAUAAACUUGGGCGGCACAGAUCCCGACAAGCAGGUACUGUGUCGAAAUUCAUAUAUGUAUACAGGAUGGGAUGUCUCACGAUCCCUGGGUGGCUCACAACCGAGAGAGCCCGGGUUCGAUUCCCGGGCGGAGUGGAAAAAUUUGGGCGGCUUUUCCGAUGCCCUACGCCCCUGUCCACCCAGCAGUGAACGGGUACCAGGUAUUAAUCGGGGGUUGUGUCCCGUCUCCUGGGGUCUGUUCCCUUCUCCUAUAAUUCCUUCCCCUUCUGUCUCUCUCCGGCAUAUGACCACAGAUGUUGGGUUGUGUCCCGUCUCCUGGGGUCUGUUCCCUUCUCCUAUAAUUCCUUCCCCUUCUGUCUCUCUCCGGCAUA